AUGAAAUUCGCCGCUGUCUUGGCUGUUCUGGCCUUCGCCAGUCCCCUGAAUGCCUAUGUAGUCCCACGCACCGGAAACGGUGCUCUCGCCGCUGAGCUCCAAGACUUCGCCAACAUUAUUCCUCUUGAUGAUAUAGUCGCACUCUUUCACGAAUACGUCAACCAAGACUCAGAAAUGCAAGCGUGGUUUAACUAUAUUCAAUCAAACGAAGUCAAGAACCUCGUAUCUGAUCUUGAAAACAUCCCUGAAUUCCGGGACCUCCUCAACUACCAGCAAAAUGCCGGUCUCGAUGCGUACUACCUGGCGAACAAAAUCAAUGAUUUCCUGCAUCUGGCAAGACUCGUUCCACCAAACCGCGCCAAGAGGGCCGUCACCGGUGGAAUCCGCGGUUUCCUCGAUCAAGUUGAAGCAAUGCUGCCUAUGGAACAGAUCCGAGCUUUGUUUAGGCAAAAGCUGGCCAACUCCAAGGUGUUCGCCGACUUCAUGCAUUUCUUGGGAUCCCCAACCUCUCAAAGACUCGUCGACGCUAUGUGCGCCAAACCUGCUUUCAAUAACCACUUAGCGAAGCUUCAGAGCUACGGUGUCCACCUCAACAAGGGCAGAGAUUUCAUGGAAAACCAAUUGGGUCUCCAUAAAAUUCAUGAAGUACUACAGUCUUCCCACAAAGCUACGAUGAAGAUCCCAGUGGUACUGUUCACGGCGAUAUUUGCGUUCGCAACUGUGAACUCUCAUUAUCUCCCAGAUUUCGGUAAGGGACAGCUCCAUGAAGAUAUACAAUACUUCCUGGACUUGAUCCCGAUGAACAAGGUUGCUUCUGUCGUCCUAGAAUAUGCCGCUGAAGAUUCUGAGUUCCAAGAGUUACUUCAAUACUUCGACUCAUCCGAGUUCAAGACAAUGAUCUCGGAGAUCGAGACUCUUUACGAGUUCCAUAAGUUUGCAGAUUAUUUAGAAAGAAACGGUGUCUAUAUUUACGCCGAGCUGAAUAAAUUAAACAAAAUAAUUGGCAUUCCACCGUUCCAGCAGUUUAGCAAAAAACAAAUCACUGGUGGAGUGAAAGGUUUGUUCGAAGACGUGAAGCAACUCAUCUCUUAUGACUUGUUCAUCCGUGGUUACGUGUACAAGAUGAGAACAUCCGACGCUUGGCGCGAUUUCGUAGCCCAACUGAAGUCACAAGAUAACCAAAAAUUUGUGGACGCUCUCUACGAAAACAGAAAUUACCUCAGCUUCCGUGCAAUGCUGGUGCACAAAGGAAUUGACAUAAUUUUAAUCGAAGACAUCAUCUACACCGUUCUUGGUAUUGAAUUCCCAAUCUUCGAAAUGCCUAAAUUGGAAACCUUUGCCUCUGACGAACUGUCCAGGGAUAUUCAUGACUUCCUGAACCUGGUGGACGAGAACAAAAUAAUGAACAUCGUUAUGUCCUACCUGGAAGACGACGAAGUGCAGAGGGCAAUCGAAUACAUGUACAGCGAAGCAUUCCACGAUUUGGUCCGCAAGGUUGAAGCUAUGCCAGAAUAUCAGAAUUUGGUGAGGUACAUGGAAGACUCUGGCUUGGACAUGACCAAAGUGAUCAGCAAAAUCCACAAAUUAUUCGGUAUGGAAGACUACGUACCACCCAAACCUUUGGACAAAUUCACGGCCAUGUACAAUGAAAAGAUGCACACCUCCCCUGCUUUCCAGAACUUCAUGCAAAGACUGCACUCCGACGAAUUCCAGAGAAUCGUCAACACAGUUUACCAAUCACCAAUAUUCCUGGAAAUGAGGCAGAAGGUCAUCAACGACGGAGUGGACCUUGUCCCUAUCAGGGAUUUCAUUGAAAAGGUGCUUGGUAUUCAUCUUCCCAGAGUCGACUUCUUGAUUUUUCAACUCUUAAAAGGAACCUAUCACUGAAUAAUGCUUGACCUUCUGAAGCUCGACUUUUUCGUGGCUAAUUUAGAAUUUUACAAAUUGUAGUCAUUUAAUUUGCAUUAAAUCUCGAAAACUUA
Bombus pyrosoma is the source of this 1982-nucleotide messenger RNA. RefSeq lists its product as uncharacterized. NCBI's taxonomy places the organism in Eukaryota, Metazoa, Arthropoda, Insecta, Hymenoptera, Apidae. The transcript has 4 exons. The record is from RefSeq and is a predicted model, not a curated record. Bases 1 to 1887 code for a protein of 628 amino acids.